UGUGGAAUUAUUGCUCCGUCAUUGUGGCUAUAUAUGAUCAGUUUGUUGAUCCUGGAAAUAGUCGCGUGCGAUACGAGUGCUGCGUAGUAACACUCUGCAAACGAACAGGGUGUACGACGCCUACGGCCCAGAGUCAGCCGAGAUAGGCUCCAUCCAGCUCGCUCGCCGACCUCGAGAGAAUGAGCGCGAUGGAAGGAUGCGUGAGUCUCCGUAUAUCCUAACCCGGUUUGAUCCUCGACUGCUUCCCGGAGUUAACCCGUCGCUGCCAAAUUGCCUGGCAGCGCGUCGGGAGCACUCACGGAGUCCGUCAAAGGUAGAAGAAGGUAGCCUCGGAAACACAAGCAGGCCUCGGCCGCCGGACAGUCGGACCCGCCAGGCCAGGAGCAGCGCCGCCAACGCGCUAUUUGUGUACGAAUGGUGACGGCGAAAUAGAAUGCGGUACAGGGCGUGCGUCACCCGACGACACGUUCCCCGACAGUGCCUCUUUGUAACCGGGUCGGACCCUUGUUGAGCUCGGGCAUGGGACCUCGGAGGUUUAGCCAUCGUCGAGCUAGCUAACAGGCGGAGUGGACAGCAACUUUCCCCCCUUUUACCCGCCGAGUUUUUCAACCUGGGCUACUGGCAAUUAUGUCGGAUUGAUUAUAUCCGCAAGUAGACGGCGUUUUAUAUGGUUGUCUCGGCCUGGCUUUGGAUAAUAGAAAAGGCCCGUAAAUGUUUCGGGGCGCCGCGAAGCUAAUCCGUUAGCCGCUCCAAGUUAGCUUCGCGUCCGUCGACCAUCAAUGAAGGAGUACAAAGUGGUAGUGCUGGGUAGCGGCGGCGUCGGUAAAUCGGCGCUGACCGUCCAGUUCGUCACCGGGACAUUCAUCGAGAAGUACGACCCCACCAUCGAGGACUUUUACAGGAAGGAGAUCGAGGUGGACUCGUCGCCUUCCGUGCUGGAGAUCCUGGACACGGCGGGCACCGAGCAAUUCGCCUCCAUGCGGGACUUGUACAUUAAGAACGGACAGGGAUUCAUCCUGGUCUACAGCCUGGUUAACCAACAGUCUUUCCAGGACAUCCGACCAAUGCGAGACCAAAUUGUGCGAGUGAAGCGCUUCGAGAAGGUGCCGCUGAUUCUUGUGGGCAACAAGGUGGACCUGGAGUCAGAGCGUGAGGUGGCGGGCUCGGACGGCCGCGCCCUGGCCCAGGAGUGGGGCUGCCCCUUCAUUGAGACCUCAGCUAAGAGCAAGACCAUGGUGGAUGAGCUGUUCGCCGAGAUCGUGCGUCAGAUGAACUAUUCCACGCUGCCUGAAAAGCAGGAGCAGUGCUGCACCGCCUGUGUGGUACAGUGAACAAGAGAUGCAGUGUUUGCCUGAAUCAGAAGCAAGGGGGCGAGGGGUUCCCCCGACUGCACAACAUGACCGCACUGCUAACUUUGAAGGCUUGCGAGCGUCUUAACAUACGUACGUCUGGCAGCUGAGAUGUCACUCCUAUUUUUGAUAUCCCGACUGUCAGUGGGACAUUUGGUUCUGUGCCGCCACUUGAAAAGCCUUGAAAGGGACACUGAGAGAUUUGACACGGAGUCAACUACUCUUGAAUUUCGCCCCCCCAAUCCCCUUCCCCUCCUUCCUUUUAGUGAGAAAUCAUACCAGCCCCUCCGCCGCAAAGUGUAAUAAACAACAAGAGUGUUUGUGAGAUUGCAGCUCCUUUUUCAAGCUGCCCUAAUCACCGUUCUAUACUUUCUUAUUAUUCAAACUUGUAUCACUAUGGGAAGCCAUUGGGGAUUUAUUAUGUAUCCUUGACAUCCAGCUUAAAGUAUGUGUACUAGUACACUCUCUGUCAACACUAGCAAGACAAUUCAGUGCACGAGUGCUCUUUUUAUAGUAGAAGACUUUUAUGCUGAACUUGUUGUACUACUCAGCCUGACUAAUAGGCACGCCUCACCCACUAGUAGGCUCCUGGACCCCACUCGUAACACCAAAAUGUCCAUGAAUCAUCCUACUAGUCAGGACAAAGGCCUUACUAGUACAAGCUGGACCGUAAGGAUCCUUGAGUGCUUGUUCGAUCUCAUUGACAUCCAGCUCAAGGUCCUUAUCCUAGUACACGCUUCAUCUUUGCAAGUAAGACAAUUCAGCACACGCCUAGGGCGCACUCGUAGAACAAUUGUGUGUUUGUAAUGAUUGUUUCUAGCCCUGUUUGAAAUUUCUGCUGAUUAGUAUGACAAUUUUGGUAUACCAGUAGGACAACUACAAGUUAGUCGCGAAGAAAAACUGCACUCGUCAACAUCUGCACACAACUUGUUCAAUUCGUGAGGUGCCAGAUGUUAACUGGUAGAAUUUGAGCUAGGUAGGACAAGUACCGCGGGACACCACAAGUUAGUAGUGAAGCAAAACUGCACUAGUUGACAUCUGCCAACUACUGGUACGACUAGUAGAGCACUAGAUGUUAAGUUGUAAAAUAUGUGACCACUGGUUUCAUUUGUCAACUGAUGUGCAAUUUUGCCUCACGGCUUACAUGUAGUUGUCCUACUAGUAGUACCAAACUGGUCUUAACGAGUGAAGAAAAAGCGCAGUAGUACGUGGACCUCCAGAUGGACUUCAAGGAUAUUGAUUAAAUGUUCAAAUGGCAUUCCGUAAAACUGUUUUUGCAUCUAUUUGAUAUCCUUAAAGGUCCAAUUACUACUAGUAUACUCGUUGUCCACAGGAUGACUAUUUGGUGCACUAGUAGAACAACUACUGCCUUUCAUUGGGCCUAGUAUUGUUUACAAGUAUAACACAGUCAUUAAAUAGUGAGAUUUGUGAACUCAUACAUGGUGCAUAAACUGGAUAUCAAGGACAUAGAAAAAAUGCUCAAAAUGGCUUUCCAUACGUCACAAUUUUUUGGAGUUUGAAGUAUUUCAUCUUCUGACAUUUUUGAAUUUUAAGCAUGCACACUUAAGUUGCGCUUCCUGUAUCAUUUUAUUUUUAUUUUUUUAGUUUGAGGAAAUGUUGACUCUGGCAGGAUGUUCAACUUUAUUGAACUGACUCCUCUUUUUUUUCCAGUAAAGUCCAUCGUUAAAACUUCAAAUCCACAUGUUCAAAAUUGAAAAGGUUUAAUGCAAUCCUUUUGAGUUGCUAAAACGAGCCACGUUUUGAACGAAUUCUACGCAGCCUCAGAUACACGAGCGCAUGGAUCACAUGGACGCCUGUCUUCGUGCGCUUUUCUCCUGACGUCUUAGCGGCGGGGGAAGGAUUGUGCAAGGACCAAAGCGAGCAUGCACCUCCACAUGCACAUUUUGACUUUUUUUCAUUUCAACUUGGCCAUUUGUUGUCGUUCAGUAACUCCAGCUGUGUGUUAAGCGGAUUUAACAUGGCUUUCUGUUUCGUUUUUUUUUUUUUUUUUUUUUUUUUAAUAGUAUCAUAUUUAUUAAAAACUAACAAUGUGAGUAGCCAGUUUUAAACAGUUAAUUUUAUACUAGUUUUCUGCUUUGGUGACAUCCGGCUACAAAGGUAUAUAUUGUGGGGUAUUUUUUGUUUGUUUUGGUUUUAUAUUAAGAUGAGAAUUUAACAGAGCCUUAAAAUAAUUUCUGGUG
This is a messenger RNA of Hippocampus comes (tiger tail seahorse), 3550 nucleotides long. RefSeq names its product RAP2C, member of RAS oncogene family (gene rap2c). Bases 780 to 1331 code for a protein of 183 amino acids. Gene Ontology annotation, biological process: Rap protein signal transduction. Gene Ontology annotation, cellular component: membrane. Gene Ontology annotation, molecular function: GTPase activity; GTP binding. The transcript has 4 exons. Lineage: Eukaryota; Metazoa; Chordata; Actinopteri; Syngnathiformes; Syngnathidae. The record is from RefSeq and is a predicted model, not a curated record.